AUGAAUCCAUUCCGAGCAUGGGUGGGCCGAGCAUGGAGCCACUCUCGUCUGAUAUUCUGCGCUAUGCAAAGCAUGGCAGCGGCCAAUUUGGAGAGAUUCUACCCUUCCAUCAUUCCGAUCGGUCAAGAGCUUAGAAAGGAAGCCUCCGUUAUGCUAGCCUGCAGUACUGAUUGCCAAAGAGAGACCUUGCUCGCGCUUCUCAUGAUUGGUGCCACAUCCAGCUGGUUCAAUCCCAAAGAUAGUGGAGCUUCGUUAUUUCUAUCUUUUCAAUCUCGCCUCAAACGUGCAAUUUUAUUGAAUAAAGUUGAUAUCAAUGGAGCUGAGGGUCUUUUUUACAUGGGUUCAUUGGUAUAUUGGAGAAUGCUUUUGUCUUAUGUUCACGAUCAUCCCCGAAUUGUGCGAGAUGAAAUUGGAAUCUCUGUACGCGUACCUUCACAGCCCUCAACGCUUUCUUUCAACAACACGCCUCAUCCGUGGGCGGGUGUCGGUUUUGAGAUCCAGAAAAUAUUAUGCGAAGUCGGGCUCCUUAUUCGAACAAAGCGACGAAAAUCAAAAGUCCCAGAUGACGAACCUAACCCGAAUCUCUUCGACUCCCAAAAUAGUCUUCUUGAGGCCUUCGAGCUGGAGUCCCGUCUUCUGCAAACAGGUUGCCCAGCAGAAGAUCAAGUAACAAAUCCAGGCGAUCACCAGACACCGGUAGAUCACUUGCUUGUCUUUGCAGAAGUAUACAGACUUUUGGGGUUGUUGCAAAUAUAUCGCAUUUUUCCGACCGUGCUCACAUCUCGGCUUGCGGCAGACCGAUCUACGUGGAUAUCGUCAACACGGCGCAUCUUUAACAUGGUACACCAUCAUGCUAUGACCUGGGGGCUUCAAAUGAAUGUCCCGCAAGAUCAGUUUUCUCCAAAUUUCAUGGCCAUCUGGCUCACUCUGUUUGCAUACUCAAUUAUUGAGAAACUGAAGGCCCUGCCUAUUGAAGCCGGUACUGGCGCUUUCCAACCCUUCUUACUCGUCGCCUGUAGCGGGGAGUUACGGCGGCCCUCAGUGUUCACUGCUGGUUUAAAGGCCCUGAUUCACUCAGAUGGAAGUCUUAUUCUGAUGGAGACUGGGAUCCUGCGUGCUCGCCAAAUUCUCCUCGGUCGGCUUCAAAUGCUGCGUGAUUUUUUGCCGCCGAAGCCGUGGGACUUAUGUGUUAGUAUCGUUCAGGAGGUGUGGUCAAGAAUGGAUGCAAUCUCCUUCCCCUCAAUUUUGGACAAAGAAUCGGAUUCGGGAAUGGAUAAUAUGCCCCUUUGGCUUGAUGUUAUGAUUGACCAUGGCUAUGAGACGUUGAUGGGCUGA
Penicillium malachiteum is the source of this 1335-nucleotide messenger RNA. RefSeq lists its product as uncharacterized. The transcript has 2 exons. Bases 1 to 1335 code for a protein of 444 amino acids. Gene Ontology annotation, cellular component: nucleus. Lineage: Eukaryota; Fungi; Ascomycota; Eurotiomycetes; Eurotiales; Aspergillaceae. Gene Ontology annotation, molecular function: DNA-binding transcription factor activity; transcription cis-regulatory region binding. The record is from RefSeq and is a predicted model, not a curated record. Gene Ontology annotation, biological process: positive regulation of transcription by RNA polymerase II.